Botrytis fragariae is the source of this 651-nucleotide messenger RNA. RefSeq lists its product as uncharacterized. The record is from RefSeq and is a predicted model, not a curated record. Bases 1 to 651 code for a protein of 216 amino acids. The transcript has 2 exons. Lineage: Eukaryota; Fungi; Ascomycota; Leotiomycetes; Helotiales; Sclerotiniaceae.
AUGUUGAUGAGCGUAUUUAGGACUGACCGUCCUGGUAACGAGUCUUCGCAGGAUAAUCUGAGCGCGAUCGUGAAAGAAGGCUGCGAAAACGACGUUGGAAAAAAGGUCAAGGAAAUCUGCGGAAAGAAAGCAAGAGAGGUCAAUAGCUGCGUGUUACAUGCUGUUCAGGUUGAUAUGAUGGGUGUAGAUACUAGAUGUGCUGCUAUCGAGGGCUGUCUGAGAUUUGAAUGGAGCUUAAUAUUAAAUAUCAAGGCCAUGAAGGCCAUACGGGCCAGAAAUAAGAGAGCUCGACGCCGUAACGCGGCUUCUAUUCAAGCUGCUUUGACAGGUGGUGGAAGAAGGAAAAGCACUCCUCCAUCCCAUUCUGUCGCCGCAGUCAAGCCAGAGAAGUUCAAGAUUCGUCACCCAGGCCCUAACAAUGGCAAUGUCGCUUCUCAAGCAGUCUCCGCUGCCGAACCAAAGAGGUACACGAUCCGCAUCCCAGGACCCAAGAAGGCUAAAACCUUUGCUCAAACAAUCUCUGCUAGGAAGGUGAAGGUUGAAGAGGAUGAUGAUGAUGAUGAUGCCACCAGUGUUUUCCUGGCCCGAACAUUGCCAUAUAAGCCAACCUGGUUGAGAUUUACUCCCGGUAAGCCAGCAGUCAUGGUUUGA